This is a messenger RNA of Mustela lutreola (European mink), 1895 nucleotides long. It is a transcript of the gene NAPEPLD, whose product is annotated as N-acyl phosphatidylethanolamine phospholipase D. The coding region runs from base 538 to 1722 and encodes 394 amino acids. Lineage: Eukaryota; Metazoa; Chordata; Mammalia; Carnivora; Mustelidae. Gene Ontology annotation, biological process: N-acylethanolamine metabolic process; N-acylphosphatidylethanolamine metabolic process. The record is from RefSeq and is a predicted model, not a curated record. Gene Ontology annotation, cellular component: membrane-bounded organelle; cytoplasm. Gene Ontology annotation, molecular function: zinc ion binding; N-acylphosphatidylethanolamine-specific phospholipase D activity. The transcript is spliced from 5 exons.
CCCUCCGCCGCGGGGGGUUGCAGCGCCGGGAGGUCUGCGCUCCAGCUCCCGCUCCCGCUCCCGCUCCCGCCUGGCGCAGGGCGGCUUCUUCCCGCCCGCGCAUCCCUUUCGCGGCUCACUUUCCCCUCGGCCUCUGGGUGGAGCAGCUCCCUCUGCCGACCUGGGGCUGUUUGUGGACUCCUCCGCGAAACAGAGCGCGCCGUGGGUGGGAUUCCGGGUGCCGAGCCCUGCCCCCUCCUGGAGACGCUGCGCGUGUGAGCGGCCCGGCUCCGUUUGAAUUUCCGCACCUCGGGAGUUGCGGAGCCCACAUCGCUGAAGCUGCCUGGGUGAAGAGCCACAUUUUUUUUUCCCCCCUCCUUUUGGGAGAGUAGCCGUCUCUGGGACUUGGUUCAGAUCCCAUCUUCUCUGCAAAUCACCAGGUUGCAUCUUCCCUGAUCGGAAUACAUGUGGGUGUACUUUUGGCUGUAUUUGUAAAUGAGUGGCCGACAGCUUCCUUAGAGGAACUAAUUUCUGCUUCAUUUAUGUUCUGAAAAGGACAUGGAUGAAAAUGAAAGCAGCCAGUCCCUGAUGACGAGCAGCCAAUAUCCCAAAGAAGCAGUACGAAAACGCCAAAAUUCAGCCCGGAGCUCUGUAGGAAGUGAUUCUUCUAGGUUUUCCAGGAAAAGUUUCAAACUGGAUUACAGACUAGAGGAAGAUGUAACUAAAUCAAAGAAAGGAAAGGAUGGCAGAUUUGUGAACCCAUGGCCGACGUGGAAAAAUCUCUCCAUUCCAAACGUUCUCAGGUGGCUGAUAAUGGAAAAAGAUCACAGCAGUGUUCCAGGCUCCAAGGAGGAACUUGAUAAAGAGCUCCCGGUGCUGAAGCCUUAUUUUAUCGACGAGCCCCAGGAGGCCGGUGUGCGGGAGGCCGGCCUGCGGGUCACGUGGCUGGGACACGCCACGGUGAUGGUGGAAAUGGACGAGCUCAUCUUCCUCACUGACCCCGUCUUCAGCUCUCGCGCAUCACCGUCACAACGCUUGGGUCCCAAGCGUUUCCGCCGCGCGCCCUGCACUGUGAGCGAACUGCCCCCGAUAGACGCGGUCCUCAUCAGCCACAACCACUACGACCAUCUGGACUACAACUCCGUCCUCGCCCUGAAUGAGCGCUUCGGCCCGGAGCUGCGGUGGUUCGUGCCUCUGGGCCUCCUCGACUGGAUGCAGAAGUGCGGCUGCGAGAACGUGAUCGAGCUGGACUGGUGGGAGGAGAACUGUGUCCCCGGCCACGAUCAGGUCACCUUUGUCUUCACCCCUUCACAGCACUGGUGUAAAAGGACUCUCAUGGAUGACAACAAGGUUCUGUGGGGCAGCUGGUCUGUCUUGGGGCCCUGGAGUCGGUUUUUUUUCGCAGGAGACACUGGUUAUUGCCCGGCUUUCAAAGAGAUAGGAAAACGGUUUGGCCCCUUUGACCUCGCGGCUAUUCCCAUUGGCGCGUAUGAACCCAGGUGGUUUAUGAAAUACCAGCACGUAGACCCGGAAGAAGCUGUGAGGAUUCACAUUGACGUUCAGACAAGGAAAUCUGUGGCAAUUCACUGGGGAACUUUUGCCUUAGCAAAUGAGCAUUACUUGGAGCCCCCAGUGAAGCUGAGCGAGGCUCUAGGAAGAUACGGACUUAAGACGGAAGAUUUUUUUGUCUUGAAGCAUGGAGAAUCCAGAUACCUCAAUACUGAUGAGGACAACUCUGAAUAAAUGUGAGCGCAGGAGCCGUCAGUGAUGAAGGUAACUGCAAAGCUCAGACGGACUCACAAAUGCAUGAACACGAGGAUUUCCGACACUUAGGAAACAACUUCGAUGGGUUAGUGUUCUGUUUUGCGUGGUAACUUGCUUGCUGCUCCGCCUGCCAAUCCUUACAGAGAAGCAGG